Molecule: messenger RNA, 1293 nt
Organism: Bursaphelenchus okinawaensis
Lineage: Eukaryota; Metazoa; Nematoda; Chromadorea; Rhabditida; Aphelenchoididae
Source: the annotation of a GenBank genome assembly
AUGCCACCAAAGAAGAGCAAGGUUGUGGCCAAGAAGCCGGCUGGCAAGCCAAAGGUAAUGUGGGUGAUGUUUUUGAAACUAUUUUGCAUUUCUCUGUAAUCGAAUGUUUUUAUAACACUUGCUGAGUCCUUCUUUGUAAUUUUGACAACUUAAAUGUUUUAGGCAACUAGAGCACGUAAACUUGCAGCCAGCUCCAAAGGUCGGAAGCAAAGUUCUAGAAGCUCCUCUUCUUCGUCGACUUCAUCCUCGUCGUUGUCGCCGAACACUCGUGCUAACACCAAAGCCAAUUCCUUGACCAAACCGACUCCAAAUGACUUGAACCUAUCCAGUGAUUCGUCUUCCGAUGAAGAGCCACGCAGAAGCCGCGACCGUGAAUCCAACAAGGGGCGGAUGGGAUCUGCAUCUUCGGCAAGUGUUAGAACAGCCAUGUCCAAGUCGAGUGCCGGCCGUACUUCGGAUGUCUUCAAAAGCCCAUCAAGGUCCAGAUCUUCUUCAUCUUCUGACACCAAGAGCAAAGGAUCUUCAUCAUCGAGCAGAAGUUCCAGUGCUUCCAGUCAAUCGAGUGCAAGUUCUAGUAGUUCAAGCAGCAGUUCCAAUGCCGGUAAACGUUCGAACGGUUCUCGCGGCCGCAAAACCAAGAAAGCAGCAAAGCCAGCCAAACGACCAGUCGGAAAACGGAGAGCUCCUUCGGCCAAAGUGCAACGAUCCAGAUACAGCAGUGCCGCUUCUCGCAGGUCGGCGACAGAAACGCCCGUUCAGCCCAAUGUUCAGUAUCACACCUUCAAUCACAGCAACAAUCUACCACCCGCUUUCUGGCAAGGGAUGCAACAGAUGAUGUCUCCACACAUUGGUAGUCAAUUUGGUGGUACGUCACCGUUGAACGUCAGCAGGAAAACGGUAAGUUUGUGAUACAUCGUCAAAGUUUUAAUAGUUUCAAACCUUUGGAGUACAUAAUUGUAUGAUUUUUCAUUUCAGAUGACUCCGAAGCCAUCGUACAACAGCAGAACCAAACGGGCCAAGCUGGUGCUACAGAUCCCGCGUAUUCGGCAUCAAAUGAAGCGGGAACGGCCGGGCAAGCGUAUUGGGCACAGAACGGCGGUGGCGGUGGGAGCGAUCACCGAAUACAUUCUUCAAGAGCUUUUGGAGAUGUCGGCCGACGCUGCUGGGAUGCUGAAGAAAAAGCGUAUCUCUCCCAAAUGCCUCAACAUGGCCAUUAAAACAGACGAGGAGCUGGCGUACCUGUUCAAAAACGACAUUAUCGCUGGUGGCGGAUACGUCAAGACUUUUUACUGA